AUGUUAUCGCUCAAGGUACUCUUAACUUCCCGACUCGGCAAUCGGUGUUUGAUUCCGGUGGGAGCCUUUUCCGUUGCCCGGUUCUCUAAACUCGCCGGGAGUUCAACCAGUACAACCUCUCCUUUAGUUGACUACCUGGUUUCAAAUUUCCAGUUCCCUGAAACUCAAGCCCUCUCCAUUGCGGCUGGAUUCCACCAUCGCCAGUCUUCCCAAAAGGCGCAAGCUUUGUUCACGUUUCUACGCGGCCUCGGUUUCUCUCAGGACCAUAUACGAUCUACUGUCUGUGGGGCUCCUCAGAUUCUGUUCGCUGGUGUUGACAAUAACCUUAAACCCAAGAUGGAGCUGUUUCAGAAACUGGGUUUCGAGGGUCCUGGUCUUGGUAAGUUUGUCUCUAAGAAUGCUGGUGUUUUAACAUCUAGUCUGGAGAAGAGGCUGCGUCCUCGAGUUCAUUUUUUGCUAGGAAAUUUUUAUCAGAAGGACGUGCUUAAGGCUAUAGAAAGAUGCAGUUUGCUUAUAUUUAAGCACCCAGAUUCUAGAUUGCUGUCAAACGUAGCUUUGUUGCGAAGCUGUGGCAUUGUAGGGUCUCAGCUCUCCAUGCUGUUGAGGAUGCUGCCUAGGGUUUUUCUGAGGAAAGAAUGUCAACUUAGAGGCAUCGUUUCGAGGACUUUGGAUUUCGGGUUCUCAAUGAAAUCAAGGAUGUUUGUACAUGGGUUGUGUACUGUUAGUUGCUAUAGCAAGGCGACAAUCGACCGGAAGUUUGCCGUGUUUGAGGGAUUUGGGUUUUCGAGGGAAGAAUGCAUUGCAAUGUUCAGAACAGCUCCGGCCGUGGUGAGGUGUUCUGAUGUGAAGUUAACGUCUGGGGUUGAUUUCUUUUUGAACACCAUGAAUCUGACAAAGGAGGCGGUGGUUCGUAGUCCUGGACUUUUGAUGUAUAGCAUGAAGGAAAGAGUUAUUCCUCGAUAUCGAGUUCUGGAGAUUAUGGAAUCGAAGGGGCUGUUGAAGAAGAAGCCAAACUUUAACACCGUUGUGUUAUAUACAAGUGAACAAUUUCUGGAAAAGUUUGUAUUCAUGUAUCGAGAUCAUGCAAAGGAACUAUUAGGGGUUUACAAUGGUCACAAUGUGGAUUCCUCUGAAGAUGCAACUUGUUUGAAGGUGUCUGUAAUUUGA
Linum tenue is the source of this 1167-nucleotide messenger RNA. The record is from the annotation of a GenBank genome assembly. Lineage: Eukaryota; Viridiplantae; Streptophyta; Magnoliopsida; Malpighiales; Linaceae.